CCUUUUUUCGCUGCAAUAUUACCUCUAUAUGGGACUAAUCGAAUCAACCAUUCCCAAGCACCGAUUCACUUUCCUGUAGCCUAUAGUACCAGCUGCUGCACAUGCUUCUCUCGCCAGCUCCUAGUUUCUGAAUCGUCAUCCAGCUCCCAAGUGUCGCCGGAUCCUAGUUUCUGAAUCAUCUUCAUCAACCUGCAAGUAUCUAAAGGCUCCCAGUUUCUGAAUCAUCGUCAUCAAGCUGCAAGUAUCUGAAGAACCCCUCGUCAACUCCGUUAAGGCCAUGCUGCCCUCCAAUUUGUGCGACAAGCCAGGCUUGCCAUCUCUGUCCACAAAGUCGUUCCUGCGCUCCUUCUAGAGCUGCCGAUGCUUCUGCCGCCAGUUCUUGACAUGCUCCUGUGGCUCCUCCUCGCAUCCGCGCUACUCGGCGCGGCCAGCAGCGCGUUCGUCCCGGCGGACAACUACCUCGUACUCUGCGGCACGUCGGCGAGCGUGACCGUCGCCGGACGGACGUUCGCCGGGGACGGCCAGCUGCCCGCCAGGUCGCUGACCGCGCCGCAGAGCGUCGAGGCCAACUACACGUCGCCGACCACGGUCGCCGGGGCCGAUGACCCGGCGCUGUACCGCUCCGCGCGCAUCUUCACGGCGCCGGCUUCCUACACGUUCGCACUCAAACAGCCUGGCCGGCACUUUGUGCGCCUCCACUUCUUCCCCUUCAGAUACCAGUCCUACGACGUGGCCACGGACGCCGCGUUCAGGGUGACCGUGCAGGGCGUGGUCCUGCUGGACGGGUACACACCCAAGAACGGCACGGCCGUGGUCAGGGAGUUCUCGCUGAACGUCACCGGCGGCACCCUGGUGAUCGCGUUCACGCCGACAGGCAAGCUCGCCUUCGUGAACGCCAUCGAGGUUGUGUCGCUCCCGGACGACCUCAUCGUCGACACAGCGAAGAUCGUGGGCAGGGCUGUCCAGUACGCCGGGCUGUCGACGCAGGCGCUGGAGACGGUCCACAGGAUCAACAUGGGCGUUCCCAAGAUCACGCCUGCCAGCGACACCCUCUGGAGGACGUGGCUGCCGGACCAGAGCUUCCAGCUCGACUCCACCUUGACCGAGCAUAGAAACGCGACGCCCUCCAAGGUCCAGUACAAGCCAGCGCUCGCCACCAAGGACACGGCACCACCGGAGGUCUACGCCACGGCGACGGAGUUGAGCACGUCGGGGGAACCCAGCACCAUCAACGCGCAGUUCAACAUGACCUGGAGGUUCAACGCCCCGACCGGAUCGGACUACCUGCUCCGCCUCCACUUCUGCGACAUCGUCAGCAAGACGGGCACCGGGGUGGCCUUCAACGUCUUCGUCGGCACGUGGCAGGUGCUCGAGAACUACGAGAUUUCGGUGGACACGAUCAACACGCUCGCCGUUCCGGUGUACAAGGAUUUCGUCCUGGGCGCCAAGGACGCGACGGGAUUGAUCACCGUCAGCAUCGGCCCGUCCACCCUAGGCAAUGCCUUCCCUGAUGGCUUCCUCAACGGCCUCGAGAUCAUGAGAAUGGUCGGGAGCACUGGCGCCGUCGCGGGCGCUGCCGAUGCGUCCACGCGCAGUUCAAAGGUGAAAAUUGGGAUCAUAGCCGCCUCGGCCGUCGGCGGGGUCACGUUGGCAAUGGCACUCGGGUUCAUCGCCCUCAGGAUGCUGCGUAGGAGGAAGCAGGGGAAGAAGAAGCCGUCGGACACCUGGUCGCCGUUCUCGGCGAGCGCGCUGGGCUCCCACUCGCGCUCUCGCAGCUUCUCCUCCAAGAGCAACGGCGGCAACAUGGUCAUCCUCGGGCAGAACGGCGCCAGCGCCGCGUACAGGAUCCCCUUCGCGGUGCUCCAGGAGGCAACAGGCGGGUUCGACGAGGGGAUGGUCAUUGGCGAGGGCGGGUUCGGCAAGGUGUACAAGGGCAACAUGCCAGACAACACCAUGGUGGCCAUCAAGAGGGGCAACCGGCGGAAUCAGCAGGGGAUACACGAGUUCCACACGGAGAUCGAGAUGCUCUCCCGGCUGCGCCACCGGCACCUCGUCUCGCUCAUCGGCUACUGCGACGACCGCGGCGAGAUGAUCCUCGUGUACGAGUACAUGGCCAUGGGCACGCUCCGGAGCCAUCUCUACGGCGCCGACCAGCACGACCUCCCUCCCCUGUCCUGGAAACAGAGGCUGGAGGCCUGCAUCGGCGCCGCCCGGGGGCUGCACUACCUCCACACCGGCUCCGCCAAGGCCAUCAUCCACCGGGACGUCAAGUCCGCCAACAUCCUCCUCGAUGACACUCUCAUGGCCAAGGUCGCCGACUUCGGGCUGUCCAAGAACGGGCCAGAGCUGGACAAGACGCAUGUCAGCACCAAGGUCAAGGGCAGCUUCGGCUACCUCGACCCGGAGUACUUCCGCCGCCAGAUGCUCACGGACAAGUCCGACGUCUACUCCUUCGGCGUCGUCCUGCUCGAGGUGCUCUGCGCCCGCACCGUCAUUGACCCCACGCUACCGCGCGAGAUGGUGUCUCUCGCGGAGUGGGCGACACAGCAGCUCAAGAACGGGAACCUCGACCAGAUCGUCGACCCAAGGAUCGCCGCGAUGGUACGGCCGGAGUCGCUCAAGAAGUUCGCCGACACGGCCGAGAAGUGCCUCGCCGAGUACGGCGUCGAGCGGCCCGCCAUGGGGGACGUGCUAUGGAGCCUCGAGUUCGCGCUGCAGCUCCAAGUAGGGUCAUCGCCGGACGGAUCGGACACGGAAACGCCCCUAGUGCCCCGGAGUACAACACCCCAGGUCCAGCGUAGCCAGUCCAUCGCUAGCGUCGCCACUGACGAUGCCAUGACCACUAACCUGGGUGAUCUCGAAGGAAUGUCCUUCAGCGGAGUAUUCUCCAAGAUGAUCAAGAGCGAUGAGGUCAGGUGAAGCCAAAAAUAAUAUACUCUCUUCCCCUGUUGUACAGACCGAAGUGUCACAUGUAUAUGAAUUUUGAUUCCGCAGUGUGUACAUGACAAACCAUGUAAAUAAAUUCUUUAGCGUAGAAGUUAUACCAAACAGAAAACUUAGGCCAACAAUAGUGAAAACUUAGGAAAGUAAAGUGGGCUUUUUUUUUUCAUUUCUUCUUCGGGAAUGUAUCAAUUACUAUGUACUGAAUGCAUGUAUUGGAUGAAAAGUAGUAGGCAACAUAAGAUUGAGGUUA
Lolium perenne is the source of this 3193-nucleotide messenger RNA. Its product is annotated as receptor-like protein kinase HERK 1. Gene Ontology annotation, molecular function: ATP binding; protein kinase activity. Lineage: Eukaryota; Viridiplantae; Streptophyta; Magnoliopsida; Poales; Poaceae. Gene Ontology annotation, biological process: protein phosphorylation. The record is from RefSeq and is a predicted model, not a curated record.